Paraphaeosphaeria sporulosa is the source of this 3771-nucleotide messenger RNA. RefSeq lists its product as uncharacterized. The record is from RefSeq and is a predicted model, not a curated record. Lineage: Eukaryota; Fungi; Ascomycota; Dothideomycetes; Pleosporales; Didymosphaeriaceae. The transcript has 4 exons. Bases 1 to 3771 code for a protein of 1256 amino acids.
AUGGAUAAUCAAGGAGCACCCGCCCGCUCGAGCUUUCCCAACUCGUCGCUGCACGCCACCUCCACAUUCAAGAACAUUUUCCAGAUCCAGAGAACGAAGAGUAACGAGCCUCAGAGAUGGAAGUCGCCGGCGCUGCAUCCUGCGACUCUUAUCAUUGCCAUCAUCACGCCACUCCUGCUCAUACUCACUCUUGUCCUGUUGCUCAGAAGAUCACAACGAGAACAUGGCAUCAUCUUCGCGCAGGAUAUUAACGCUCUUCCUCUUUCGCGGACGUUCCUAUACCAAUACUUCCCCACGAUCCUAGCUGUUGUUUUCAGUAUUUUCUGGGCUUGGAUAGAUCUCGAGGUCAAGCGACUGGAGCCGUGGCAUCGUCUGAGUAACCAGGAAGGUGCACUGGGGAAGGAUAGCCUUCUUCUGGCCUACCCAUUUGGUUUCGUCCCUCUAGUACCUGUGCGAGCGUUGAAAAACAGACAUUGGAACGUCUUUUGGGCUUCACUUGCCCUGGUACUUGUUACCUGGGGCUUGGUUCCUACCCAGUCAGGCAUCUUCUCGACUGAGCACGUCACGCGCACGUUUUCGGCUAAGUUCGACGUCUCAGCGAGCCUCGUACCUGCUAGUGAACAGCCACAAUAUCUUGCUACUCGGUUCGCGCAGUCAACGUAUGGAAUCGUAGUGCUCAAUGAAUCUCUACCCGAAUACAUGACCCUUAAUUAUACCCUAGCUCCCUUCAAACCUUCUUCCAUCGAGCAAGAUGGGCCAGGCGAUGCUACAUUCUGGACCGCACCGACGGUACUCUAUGGACUGGAUCUUCGAUGCGAGGUGGCUACCAAGAUUGGUGUAUCACGAUACAACAACUCAAAAGGCUGUGCCUUCGGAUCACCUCUUGACGGAAAUACGACUAUGCACGCCGUCCCGCAGAUCUUGAGCAAUGUCAAAAAAUUUCAAGGCCAAUACGCCGGAUACUUUAAUCCCGGAAUGGCUGAUUUCUACCUCAGCAGCGACUGUCCACAAGAUCAGAACCACACUUUCUUCGCAGCAUUCACUCAGAACAAGAAGAGCGCUUCUGAUCCUCCGAACAACAUCACUGCAAUAUUUUGCACGCCAGAAUACUAUUCGCAAGAAGUCAACGCAACUGUGGAGAGCGCCACGAAACGCCCUACGAAGGUUGAAACAAUUGGCCCGAAGCACCAAGUCGACAACAGCAUUUUCAAUUCAACCUGGAUGGAGCAAUUACUGAACGGCGGCUGGACGGGUGCAUACCUCCAUGGGGAUGGGCUUCCGGACAACACGAUUCCUAACUACAUGGAGAAGAUAACUGAUAUGAAUGUGAGCUGGGAAAGCAGUCCUCAACCCAUGCUAAAUCUUGCUAUUAUUGUUGGACAACAAACAGAGUUAGAGAGCUAUCUCGACUGGAGAGUAUUGGCUUCAUCAUACGAAAAAGCCUAUCGACUUCUCUUUUUACGCGCCAUGGUUGAUGUUCUUGAAGGCAGAGAGUAUUCGAGUCAUAAGACGACCUUGGGCGAGCUCGUGUCCAAUACAUCAGCAGUUGUACUCGAACCGGUAUUCGCUUAUAUCGUGGUCGGUUUUCUUGGGAUACUUACCGUUCUUGCCGCAAUACUCUACUAUCAAAGCAUUUCUACACAAACUGUGUUAUGCCAGGAUCCGGGUACUAUUGCAAGUCUAAUGGGGCUAGUAGCCAACAACUACAGUUUGCUUGCAGACUUUGAGGGGCUUGACUGCUGCACCAACGAGGAAAUUGAGGAGAUUGUUGCUGAAAGAACAUACAAGCUUGUUGAGCGUGGGCAUAAGACAAGCAUUGUGGAAUUGGCCUCAACCUCCGCAUCAGCCAAAUCUCCGCUUAUCCGCUCUCUUACAUACAAACACUCAAGAUCAUUAAAAUCAGUGCAGAAGCCAGUCAGACCCAAAGAAUUCAGCUGGUGGAUGUUGAUCUUGCUUUUUGGUUUCUUCCUCGGAUUAGCCAUCGGACUAGCGCUUCUUUUCAUCAAAGCAAGACUCAACGGCGUUGCGCUUCCUUCGCAGAACAACUUCGUUCAAAAUUUAUUGGAGAACUACAUUCCGACUGCAAUCGCUACACUCAUUGAGCCCAUUUGGGUCCUGAUGAACCGGCUGCUAUGUUUGCUGCAACCCAUCGAAGAGUUACAGGACUGCAAUGCAAAGGCUAAAGACUCAAUAGAUAUCGACUAUGCUUCGUUGCCGCCACAACUGGUCGUCUGGAAAGCGUUGCGCGCUCGGCAUCUGACUUUAGGAGCUGUUUGUUCCAUGGCUCUUUUGGCGAAUCUGCUCGCCGUCGCUUUCGCGGGUCUUUUCAACCAUCAGGUUGUCGAUAUACAAACAGAGCUUCAUCUUGAUCCACCUUUCGACCUCAAGUUUGUAUCAAUUGACGGAAGUAUCGGCCCGAAGGGACUGGAGAUGUCCGGGUCUGAUUUUGCGUCUGGUGCAUACCAUGGUGGAAACGGACGUGAUCAGUUCCUGGCUCUUGAAUCGAAUUAUACUCGAAACACUUCUCUCCUUGCAUGGACCGACAAAAGAUUCUUCUACCUUCCAUUCGUCUCGCCUAUGCAUGCCAAUGGCACAGAAGAUAGCGAGUACGAGGCUGAAACGACCGCAUUUGGAGCAGAACUGGACUGCACAAUUUUCGACCCACGCUCCAAGGAUUUGUUUUCGCGGACUGGUGAGCCAGGAUCCAUCUUCAACAGCACUCUUACUGGAAAGGAUGGUUCACGAUCCACUUGUGUCAGUGAUUAUCACGUCCAAGCAAGUCCGGGUCCAACAGACUUUAUUGGCGACACGAUAUGCCAACAAGGGCCCUCAGCACUAGAACUAGUCUUGUCACUGGACACCGCCAAUGAAAAUGCCACGCAAGCUGAAAAAGAGAUAUGCUGGCCAUCUAUAUUCAUGGGCUGGCUCCGCACUCCUAAUGGGACAUGUCAAACAUCCAAAAAGACGACAUUGAACUCGCAGAAUUCUUUCUUCCUGGAAUGUAGACCACGACUCGUACGAGGACGUGCUACGAUUCGAGUAGACAAUGCCGGACACUUACUAAAACCAGCCGAGCACACAUUCUUGGAAGACAACUUCAAUGCAGCGACUUCCCAAGGUAUCUUUGAAACCGAUCCCAUCAACCUCAUCGCGCAGUCCAACAAAUACCUUUUCAUGUCCGCUCAGACUUUCUGGCACAACGAAAGUUAUGCGACUGACUUCAUGAACCAUUUCCUUCAACUUGAAAGCAACAGCAAUAGAUUGCUUGAUCCAAAUCAGCAGGUUCCUACCUUGACGGACGUCGAAGAGCCGCUAGGCAGGGUGUACGCAAGCUUGUUCGCCGCAUGGCUUGGAGCAAACAAAGAUCAUUUACUCGUUGCGCGAACAAGCGGGAACUCAUCUUCCUUGACUGGACUGAAAAUCACAAAGGACGAGCGGUUGUUCUUAUCAACACCAUUGUUCGCUAUCGCUGAAGGUAUUCUCUGCAUCUAUGCAGUCGUUGCUUGCUGGGUGUACUUCCGACGACCAGGAAAAUAUCUCGCCCGCCUACCGACUAGUGUCGCUUCUGUUAUCCCCUUGUUUGCCGGAAGCACAGCUGUUCAAGAAAUGCGAGGGUUCUCUCAACUGAAAAGAAGGGGUCGUCUCGAGUCUUUGAAGCAGCUGGACUAUCGAUACGGAUACGGUAGCUAUAUCGGAAUGGAUGGUCGGGUCCACGUUGGAAUUGAGAAAGCACCCUUAAUACGACCGUGGAAGAGGAUUAUUUCAACCUGA